ACUUUGCCGGCUGCCUAAAAAAACACAUUGCAAGCUUCUUUAUACAUACACACAAUUGUGCGGAGACAUUUUUCUGCCUCUCUCUACACCUACAAAACUCUCUGGUCACAAACAGGAAGCUCAGUCUAUUAACACUGAGUGUCAAAUCAUUCUGGAUCCAUUGCUAGAGAAAACAAAAACAAUGAGCAUCAAACAUAAUCUUACAGUUUUACUUCUCUGUGGCUUUGCUCUGCUAAGUGUUUCUACAAAGACGUGUGAAAAGAACCUACUUGAGGGAGAUUCCUGCAUUCUUAAACUGCCAAAUGAAACUGGUCGAAAGAUUGAUGCCAACAAAGACGAGAUAAAAUGGUCCUUUACCUCUAGUAGUUCAUCGUUUGUAGUUCAGCGGAAGAAUGGGAAAAAUGGGAAAACAUUUCCUGAUGCAACAAUUGAAUCAGAUGGAUCAUUAAAGCUUCAUAAUGUUAAAGCGAGCAACACUGGCAAAUAUACAUUUGAAGCUUAUGAUAAUAAAGACGAAAUGGUUGCAAAUCAUAAAGAGGAAAUUACAGUUUACGCAAAGGCACUUAAACCCAAUGUGUGGUUCAUACGCUGCAAUGGAAAUGCUACGCUGACCUGUGAGACUCAGAUGAAAGACAGGAGAGAUCUAACUAUAACCUGGUUUAAAGGAACAGAACCCAUACAGAGUGAAAAUAAAGCAAACAUAAUCCUGACAUCAACACAAUUACAAGAGAACAAACUGUAUUCAUGUCGCGUACACAAUCCAGUUAGCGAGGCACAAAGUGACAUCAUAGAAGUAACAUGUACAGGAGAAACUGUUCGUAUUGAAACAAAUGGUGGAUUUCCAGAUAACUGGUUAAUGGCGCACGCUGUAGCGGUUGGAGGAGCUUUACUUCUGCUGCUGUUAUUGUGAUCUGUGUGUGGAGGAACAGCACGGUUACCUUGCCUUAACUGUACAGGUGCUCACAUGUGCUACGGAUACAGUAUGUGAUGUCUUUCCAAACCAGCUUACACUGGACUGUCUGCGUUGGAUGUUGAAUGAGUCGUGGCUUUUCAAAAAAUCUUAUAUACUGUGUUAUCCUAGUUGUAAAUUUCAUCUUUGUUACGAUAUAUAUACAUUGUGCUAAUUUGUUUGGACUAAAACAAGAUUUUGGUCUUGUGUGAAAUCAUGCAAAGAAAACAUAUUGUCAAAAAAAUAAAACCUAUAAAAAUCUACAGUAUGUAUGCAAAGAAUC
This is a messenger RNA of Triplophysa rosa, 1232 nucleotides long. Its product is annotated as hepatic and glial cell adhesion molecule-like. Lineage: Eukaryota; Metazoa; Chordata; Actinopteri; Cypriniformes; Nemacheilidae. The record is from RefSeq and is a predicted model, not a curated record. Bases 182 to 910 code for a protein of 242 amino acids. The transcript has 5 exons.